Molecule: messenger RNA, 336 nt
Organism: Oncorhynchus tshawytscha (Chinook salmon)
Lineage: Eukaryota; Metazoa; Chordata; Actinopteri; Salmoniformes; Salmonidae
Product: proline-rich protein 15-like protein B
Exons: 2
Coding region: 1-336 (111 amino acids)
Source: RefSeq, a predicted model, not a curated record
AUGCAGUGUGUCUCUGUCUGUGCCGUGGCUGACCCUGGCUGGUGGAAGCUGACCUUCUCAAGCAAGAAGUCUGAGGUCAAGGUUCUGUACAAGAUCCCCCCAGAGUAUGGCAAUAACACUGGGAAUAAGAAGCAUUCCAACAGCUCUCAGAUCCCCACAGACAACCAGUUCAGUGCCAGACUGGAGAAGAUAGUCGAUAAGUCGGUCACUGAAGGGCGCCAUGUUAAGGUAUCCCACUCUGGUCGCUUCAAGACGAUCCGUGCCACACUGGCUGAGAACUCAAUGUUGUCCCCUGAACAUGGUCUUAGUGAUGAGGACCACAGGACAGAGAAAUAA